ACGAGCAUUCAACACUCCAAGAUUUAUAUGCAGGCUUGUCGCAUAAACAAUCUUUCGACAAAGGAACUUUGAGAUUUGACGAAAUCAAACAUCGAUCGCUUCAUCAAUACAAGGCACAAUGCGACCUGGCGUCAGAAGUACUGUAGAGCGCCUGGACAGGCCCAGCGCCUACUAUCAGAACCGCAACAAGCGAAGACGUGAUCGCGAUGACGAGAGCAACCAACCACAAGAACCCCAAGUCGAUCCUUUGGCCAAUGCUACAACUCUCUAUGUUGGCAACCUGUCUUUCUACACAACCGAAGAACAGGUUUACGAGCUUUUCGCAAAGUGUGGCGAAAUCAAGCGCCUCGUCAUGGGCCUCGAUCGUUUCAACAAGACACCCUGCGGUUUCUGCUUCGUCGAGUAUUUUACACACCAGGACGCUCUUGAUUGUUUGAAGUACAUCGGCGGCACAAAACUCGACGAGCGCAUCAUUCGUACCGAUUUGGACCCCGGUUUUGAGGAAGGCCGUCAGUACGGCCGUGGUAAAUCUGGCGGUCAAGUACGUGACGAGUACCGCGAGGACUUUGACGAGGGCAGAGGAGGAGUUGGUAGGGCGAUACAGGCCGAGGAACGAGACGAGUACGCUGAAGGCAAGUAACCUGGUGUAUUAGAAGCAGAGGCUGUCCCCUGGAGCGAGAUUUGGGACUCGAUACCCUUAAUUUUAAACAAGAAGCUUUCAUCAUUCGAGAAGGCU
Molecule: messenger RNA, 736 nt
Organism: Fusarium graminearum PH-1
Lineage: Eukaryota; Fungi; Ascomycota; Sordariomycetes; Hypocreales; Nectriaceae
Product: nuclear cap-binding protein subunit 2
Exons: 3
Coding region: 119-640 (173 amino acids)
Biological process (GO): mRNA cis splicing, via spliceosome
Cellular component (GO): nuclear cap binding complex
Molecular function (GO): RNA cap binding
Source: RefSeq, a predicted model, not a curated record